Messenger RNA from Phyllotreta striolata, 1140 nucleotides. The record is from the annotation of a GenBank genome assembly. NCBI's taxonomy places the organism in Eukaryota, Metazoa, Arthropoda, Insecta, Coleoptera, Chrysomelidae.
AUGGCUUCACAUGGCAUUGGGCUGGGUAUCGGGAAACCGGAAUAUAUAGUCGGUGGAAAGUAUCGUCUAGUUCGUAAAAUCGGUAGUGGAUCUUUUGGUGACAUAUAUUUGGGAAUAAAUAUCACAAACGGAGAGGAAGUAGCAGUCAAACUUGAAUCAAUUAGAGCAAGACAUCCUCAGCUUUUGUACGAAAGUAAAUUAUAUAAACUUCUUCACGGAGGCAUAGGAAUACCACAUAUCAGAUAUUAUGGACAAGAAAAGGAGCAUAAUGUCCUCGUUAUGGAUCUGCUCGGGCCGUCUCUGGAAGAUCUCUUCAACUUCUGUUCCCGUCGUUUUACGAUUAAAACUGUCCUGAUGUUGGCCGAUCAAAUGAUUGGUCGCAUCGAAUUUGUCCAUUGCAAAUCGUUCAUCCAUCGCGACAUAAAGCCCGACAACUUCCUCAUGGGCAUCGGCCGUCACUGCAACAAAUUAUUCUUAAUCGAUUUCGGGCUGGCGAAAAAAUUUCGAGACGCCAGAACUAGAGCGCAUAUUAUUUAUCGAGAGGACAAAAAUUUAACCGGUACUGCCCGAUACGCAUCCAUUAAUGCACACCUCGGCAUUGAGCAGUCGCGCAGAGAUGACAUGGAAUCUUUAGGAUAUGUUUUAAUGUAUUUCAAUAGAGGCUGUUUACCCUGGCAAGGUUUAAAAGCUGCUACUAAGAAACAAAAAUAUGAGAAAAUCAGUGAGAAGAAAAUGUCAACUCCUGUAGAAGUACUCUGCAAAGGAUUUCCCGCUGAAUUUUCCAUGUACCUGAACUACUGUCGCGGUUUACGUUUCGAAGAGGCCCCCGAUUACAUGUAUUUGCGGCAGCUGUUUCGUAUCCUCUUCCGUACACUCAAUCACCAAUACGACUACACUUUUGACUGGACUAUGUUGAAACAGAAGACUGCCGCGACAGCUAGCACUGUAGGUGGAGCAUCUACUCAGCCCCAAUCUACUCAAGCCAUAGCUCAGCAACCCGCGAACCGAGACAAAAAAGACGAUGAAAAGAACAAGCAUAAUUCUGCUAAAGAUAAAUCGAUGGGAACAACAUUCGAAGCUAUUUUCCGAGAAGUUAAUAAGCCGCAGCUGACUAACGAAACGCUCAGUAAAAGAAAAUAG